AACGUUCAUAAUCCAUUUGAGAACCAACUUCAAGAAAGACUGCACUUACCUCUGAUCUCUAGUCCAUCGCUCUUCCAAUUGAAUACACCAAAACGUCAAAGUGCUAAAUUUGAAUGGACAAUCGAAGAAUUGAGUUCACUUGCUCCUGUUAAAUUGGUGCCUCAUGAAACACAAUUUAAAGAAGAAAUCGAUCCUGUUCGUGAAGCUCAAGUUCAGGAAGUGAUCAACUCUUUCUUUCGUGAUAAUCAAAUAGUUCCAAGUCCACAAAAUUGCACCUUAAGAGGACAAAAAAUUAUUCUACGUGAUGAAGAAAAGUCUGAAAAUAUUUUAAGCUCAACAACUUAUCCAGACGAAAUGGACAAAACAGGGAAAAAUUCAAAUAAAAAAGGAACAUUGGACGCUGUAUCACAAACAAAUAUUUCAUUUCCGCGAAAGUUGCCAAAAGCAAUUGAAGAUUUGUUGCAGAGUUUCAGUUGUGAAACAAGAGAUGAAGUGAAGAGUAGCGAAGAAGAAGAUUCAGCAAAUCAACAUGACAACUCGAUGAUGGAAAUAAGCGAAUUACGUCGUAAAUUAUUCAUUGACCAUCACGCAGAAAGCUCACCAAGGGAGUCGGAAAGUCCGUUGAAAAAUGUUCACUUAAGUCCACCGCCACGAACUCCUGAACUGACGAAAAGCAAUGUAAUGGAAGAUGAUUGCUUCGAAUAUGAAAUGUUUGGUAAGCUAUCUCCGAUUUAUGCAUGCAGCAGUCCCCAGGUGAGUCCUGAUAUCAGCCCAAUUCCUGCAACUUCAAACGAUGUCUCGAUGUUGAGUAAUUAUGCCUGUGAUGCGACUCCAUUCCGAAAGAACUGCCGUAAAAAGCUCGUGAAGAAACUUUGUGGAAAGAAUUUGUCGGAAUCUUUUGGUCAACUGGAGAGCGAAUUUGCUGAUGAAAUGACAAUUGAAGAGAAAGGUCAUUCAAAUGAUAGUUCUGAUGGGAAAGUUGACAAUAAAUUCAAGAAAAACAGUCUUGAAGUUCCUGAAACUAAUGUCAGAUUCAAAUGCUUUGAUUCCGGGUUCUUAGGAGCUGAAGAUGAUUCAACAUCUUUUCACACAUAA
This is a messenger RNA of Clunio marinus, 1095 nucleotides long. NCBI's taxonomy places the organism in Eukaryota, Metazoa, Arthropoda, Insecta, Diptera, Chironomidae. The record is from the annotation of a GenBank genome assembly.